This is a messenger RNA of Xiphias gladius (swordfish), 694 nucleotides long. RefSeq names its product PILR alpha associated neural protein (gene pianp). Gene Ontology annotation, cellular component: membrane. The record is from RefSeq and is a predicted model, not a curated record. NCBI's taxonomy places the organism in Eukaryota, Metazoa, Chordata, Actinopteri, Istiophoriformes, Xiphiidae. The transcript is spliced from 4 exons. Gene Ontology annotation, biological process: regulation of immune response. The coding region runs from base 44 to 694 and encodes 216 amino acids.
GAGAUGAUCGGAGGAGUGGAGUCUCAGUGAACAGAGCGAAGCGAUGGAGAGAUGCUCCAUCUCUCCUGUCACACGACUGACUGCCCUCGUCUCUCUCCUCCUGGUUGCUCUGGUGACACAGCCCUCCACCUGUAACCGUGACGACACCGAGGGCGAGGAGCAGGUGGACGCCCUGUCGGUCCAGCUGUCCGUCACGGCCCAGGUCACACCCACCCCUCUGUGGGCGGUGGUCUGGGGUCCCACGCAGCCGCUGGAUGAUGACACCUACCACUUCCUCUCCAGCCAGGAAACUGACCACCUGCACCAGCAUGGGAACCAGCAGGAGCCCAGCACCGCCACAUCCGAGGACUGGCCUUAUCCUGAUGCAAGCAUGCAGCCCCGAGAGGAGACACUGCUGGAGUCCAGGGAGCAGGAGGGAGCGGACGAUGGCGGGACGGAGGCGGAGGAGACAGAGCCUGAGGAAGUGGACCCUCAGUUCUACGUCACCGUGACCAUCUCCUCGCUGCUCAUCCUGACGGCAGUCGUCAUUAUAGCCAAACUCUGUUACGAUCGCAGCUGUUCACAGCAUCCACCCCCGCUUUCCCGUGGCACGGCACCCCCCCUAUCCCUCGCGCUCCCUCGUUCCCUCGCUUCGGAAGACAGCCGGCAGACGCUGCACAGCACCUCCUCCUCCUUCACCGACAGGGAGAGGUAA